Rotaria sp. Silwood2 is the source of this 798-nucleotide messenger RNA. NCBI's taxonomy places the organism in Eukaryota, Metazoa, Rotifera, Eurotatoria, Philodinida, Philodinidae. The record is from the annotation of a GenBank genome assembly.
AUGAGAAAGCAUGCUCCACCGCCUGAACAUAUGGAUUUAGGAAAAAUAUUGUCCAACUUAGGCAGCGUUACAGGCGAAGCAGAUCUCGAUUACGAAAAAGCGUUGACUUAUUUAUGUGAAUCGUUGGUCAUAAAUGAAAAUGCUGUCGGCGAAGAACAUUCGGCAACAGCUCUCGGAUUAACAGAUGAUGACUAUGAUAUGUAUUAUGAAAAAUGGCAAUAUUUAGAUCCAUCAGGUUCUCAAUUUAUUCGAUAUGAUCAAUUAUCUGAUUUUGUUGAUGGAUUAGAACCUCCAUUACGUAUACCAAAACCAAAUCAAUUAUUACUUGUUGCUAUGGAUUUACCAAUAUGUGAUGAUGAUCGUAUGCAUUGUGUUGAUAUACUUGAUGGUCUUACAAAAUAUUUUCUUGGUACACUUGAUGUAUCUACAUUAGGUACAGGUACAAAUGUUCCAAUUGAUAUAAGAAAAGAUCGUCCAAAAGAUUAUCGACCAAUAGCAACGACAUUACAACGUCAACGUGAAACAUAUUUAAGUCGACUUGGUUUACGUGGUUUUCGUGCUAAUGUUGAACAAUGUCGAUGUAAACGACAAAGUCGUGAACCAAUACUUGAAAGAGCUACAAUUGAUGAACUUAUUGAAUUAGAUGAUUUAGGAACACCAACAUCAACAAUAUCAUAUCGAAGUAAAAUUUAUACUGCAGAUUCAAUAUCAAAAAUAUCAAUAGAACAACAACAACGAGAAAGAACUCCUUCGAAAACAUCAUCAACUUGUUCGUUUGGAGGAAGAUCUUUAUGUUGA